CAAGCAACAAACUAUCGAAACUGUCAAAAUGUCGGUCAACGCACAAGCGGCGCAAAAAUUUAGUAAUAAUGAAAAUAACAAAAGGAAUGAUACAACUCUCAAACCAUUAUUUCCAAAAGAUGCGGAAUGUUCAUAUGUGUCUUGUUAUUGCGAAGAAAACGUUUGGAAACUAUGCCAAGAUGUAUCGUUGAGAGUUGCCGAAGAAUUGGAUAGAUGUUAUGUAGUUUUCAUCUCAAACCCUUGCCGCACCGUGCCUCUGUGGAAACAAAGGGCUGGGCGAGAGGAAGACCGUCUCGUUAUAUGGGACUACCAUGUGAUAUUCCUGUAUUCAUGGGAUGUUAAGACUUGCCUUGUCUAUGAUUUAGAUUCUGAGCUGCCUUUUCCAACUUUCUUCCAUAAGUAUGUAACAGAGACAUUUCGCACAGACCAAGUACUGAAUUCAGAUUUUCACAGAUUCUUCCGUGUAGUGCCUGCUAAGCAGUUUCUGCAGCAUUUUGCCUCAGACCGCCGUCACAUGAAAAGACCUGAUGGUUCAUGGAUUAAACCACCUCCUCAAUAUCCUGCAAUCUGUACUUCAUCUUCGACCCAUAAUUUGGAUGAAUACAUCAAUAUGGACAUCGGAGCAGGUCCAGGCCAAGUAUUCAACCUUACUGAGUUUGUUCAACGAUUCUAUAAAAUAGACAAGUAGUACAAAUACAAUGCUAUUAGAUAGUCAAAUAUUAACUUUUAAGUUAGUCUCAUAGCCCACAUGGGGCAUUUGUUGAUUAUGUUUUAAUAAUCUUUGGUUGUUUAAUACUUAAACUUAUUUAUUAUUUAAAAAAACCUGACUAUCUCAUUUUAGUUACCAUCGUAAUGGUUAUGUUCAGUUAAACGUGGUGCUGGUUCCAGUACGAAUCAUCUGCUUUUAUUUUAAGUCAUACCUUAUCCGUUGAAAAGGAAAGGAACGGGUAAUCGACAGGCAUAAAAUUUGUGGAACACAUGUAAAUUUUAGGCAGAAGUUUAAAAAACCUUUCAAAAAUUUUAUGUUGGCCAAUAACCCGACAGAAUUAAGUUGUCAGCGCAGGUCAAGCAGAUUACAUGUGAGCGAGAUGCCUAUUUUAUUCGCCCGGUUUAUUCAUUCCCUUUAAAUUUAACAGUUGUCAAUCAUCCGUUCCUUUCCAUUUCGCGGAUACGAAAAUGACAGGUAUAACUUAAAAUAAAAUUAGGAGCCUGCAGGAAUCGGGGCCAUUAUUUGUUUAUUUUUAUUCCUUCAACUUUCAACUUAUUUAUCUGAUGACACAUUUUGACACAAAGAUCACAAUUUAUGAUGACACCUAAUGUGUGACAUAAUAUUCUAAAGCACCAGGUAAACUAUCUUAACAUAAAAUGCCUUCACUGAGCAAUUGUUUAGCACAAUAUACAUUUCCUCUUCCAAUAGGCUUAUUGUUCAUGUUUCUAUGUAGGUUGUUACAUUUGUUGCUAUUUAUUAACGAGAUUAUUUUAAAAAUAAUAUUGAUGAAAUUUUAAAAUGUUAUAGUCUAUGAAGGCAUGAUACCUACAUGGGAAUGUUGAGCAAUGAAUUAAUUUUUAAAUGUUAAUGAUAAUUCUAUAUUAAUGAAGUAUCAUUAUAAUAGUGUACUUCUAAUCUCUUCAAAGAUUAGCUAGCUAGCGCCGAUAUUAGAUAGUUUAUUUAAUUAUAAGGUUAGAUGAUCGAGGGGCUAGUGCUUUACAAUAUAUACAUUUCAAUUUUACGUCAUGUGGGUAGUGUUUUUGAAUGUUCUUCAUAUUUAUAUUUUCUAUUUGUUGUUUGUUGUCAAAUAUGUAGUAUAUUUUACUGUAGCGAUAUUUUACUCUCAUUUUGACUGAGGUAAUUCUUUUACGGAUUGUAUGUUACCUUGAGUGAUAAAUUAAUGUUUAAGUAUCUUCAUAGUAGUCUAAAUGAAGGAAAGUAGCUUUUGUAUGUUGUUAAAAUCUUUAAAUAAUUUUGUAUCAACUUUUAUACUCCUUUUAACCUUCCCAGCACCCUUAGUCUGUUAUAUGGUAAUUCAAAUUACCAUUGACAGUAAGUAAGUCUUAACUUUGCUUAAUAUUAUCACUCGUAAUGGUUUAAUUAAUUUUACUUAAGUUCAUUUGAACUUUUACCUCAAUUCAUAUCCCACCAAAUCACCUCAAAGAGAGAAAGAGGGCUCUUACUUUGAAAGUUUUUGCCGGAAAUUAAAAUGAAAUUUCGACAUUGAAAAUGUAAUAAUACGCAAAAAGUUUUAAAAUAAAGACCCUGAUAAGUAAAUAUUUCUAAAUAAUUUAUUAAAAUUAAAUAUAAAGAAUGUAUUAUUGCGUAAUGUUUAAUGUUAAAAUAAUUUAUCUUCACAAUAUUAAUAACAAUUACUUAUUUACACUACAUGAGCGGGAAUGCAGAUAGUAUUUUGUCUUUACUAAUUAAAUAUUACCCCAAUAUUAUAAAAAUGUAACUUAAAUAGUAUAGGUUUAGGAUUAUUAUCGUACGACAACAACACAAUUUGUCGAGUUUUUGUACUUGUUUUUGCAUUUAUGCGCAAGACUAUUGCAUUUACUUACUUACCUAUUAAUUUACUUAGAUUCUCUGCAGUACUGCAGUCGUUUAUACCCUAGUCAGCGUUAUUUUUUGUAUAAUUAGUCGUCUUAUAAGACAUUCAUAGGUAAAAGAAUGGUUUAGAGACAACAUUCUGUCUUUUGCGUUGUUAAUCGAGUUAUUCUAUUGAGUACAUUUAUUGUUAAUCUCUAGAUCUAGUCAUGAUUCCUCUUCUAUCUUUAAGACCAUUUACUAUUUAUCGUAGCACUUAUGUCCGAGGCGUAGCUGGAUACAUUAUGGGACCAAGUAAUGUGAAUAGUAAUGGUGAAAUAAAACCCAGUGUCGAAUGUUUUCAAGAAUGCCGGGGGCUGCGUAUGUCCCACCGGUUACGCCUUAGUCCAAUUAACCACUAAAGUUACAGUUUCGAUACCUUCCUUCUACGCCUUUUAAAGUUUAUCUAUUGACUGACAAUUGUGAGUGAUAAAUUAUUGUGCUUGUGCUUUUAAUGUACCAAGUAACAUGUUUUUUUAAUUUAAGAUUUAUCAAAGCUAAUAAAAAACACCACACGCUA
Pectinophora gossypiella (pink bollworm) is the source of this 3098-nucleotide messenger RNA. It is a transcript of the gene tun, whose product is annotated as protein N-terminal glutamine amidohydrolase. Lineage: Eukaryota; Metazoa; Arthropoda; Insecta; Lepidoptera; Gelechiidae. The coding region runs from base 29 to 688 and encodes 219 amino acids. Gene Ontology annotation, cellular component: cytosol; nucleus. The transcript has 5 exons. Gene Ontology annotation, molecular function: protein-N-terminal asparagine amidohydrolase activity; protein-N-terminal glutamine amidohydrolase activity. The record is from RefSeq and is a predicted model, not a curated record.